UUUUUUUUUUUUUUUUUUUUCCCUCUCAUUUCCAUUGCAGAUGGCAAUGCACCUGUACUCGUUGACGCUGCAGCGCGCCUCUGCCAUCACCUGCGCGGUGCACGGCAACUUUAGCGGGACCAAGCAGCAGGAGAUUGCUGUCGGCCGCGGCAGUGUGCUCGAGCUCCUCGCGCUGGACCAGGCGUCGGCCAAGGUCAAGACGAUCGCCAGCAUCAACAUCUUUGGCGUUGUGCGCUGCCUGACUGCCUUCCGCCUCACCGGCGCCUCCAAAGAUUACCUCGUCGUCGGCUCAGACUCUGGCCGCGUCGCCAUCCUCGAGUACAACCCGACAAAGUACGAAUUCGAACGCGUCCACUUGGAGACAUAUGGCAAGAGUGGAUCGCGCCGCAUCGUGCCUGGUCAGUACCUCGCAGCAGACGCCAAGGGUCGCGCCAUUAUGAUUUCUGCCGUGGAGAAGCAAAAGCUCGUCUAUGUCAUGAACCGCGACUCGACCGCCCGCCUGACCAUCACAUCGCCGUUGGACGCACACAAGGCGCACGCGGUUGUGUUUGCCACGGUUGGCUUGGACGUCGGCUUUGAGGCGCCGACGUUCGCCUGCGUGGAACUCGACUAUGAGGAAGCCGACAACGACCCCUCUGGAGAGGCCGUCGAAGCCACACAGCAGCACCUCGUCUUUUACGAGCUGGAUCUGGGCCUCAACCACGUGGUUCGCAAGAGCAGCGAGCCUCUGCCUGGGUGGGCCAACAUGCUCAUCCAAGUUCCCGGUGCGGACGAUGGUCCCGGCGGUGUUGUUGUCUGCUGCGAAGGCUUUUUGGUGUACAAGUCGCCCGAAGACCCGGCCAUUGACGUGCGAUGUCCCUUCCCCGGCCGUCGUCACGACAUUAGCGACCCGAGCAAGCGCGGCGCUGGUCGCGGCAUCGUGGUCGCCCACGCGUCGCACAAGACCAAGACCAAGUUUUUCUUUGUCGUCCAGUUGGACAAUGGCGACAUGUUCAAGGUCACCCUUGACGUUGCCGACGACAAUGUUGUGAGCAUUCGCAUGAAGCUCUUUGACACACUUCCAGUCGCAACGUCCUUGCACAUUUUGCGCAGCGGACACUUGUUUGUCGCCGCCGAGCUCGGUGACCACCACCUGUAUCAAAUCACCCAGCUUGCCGAGAACGACGACGAGCCCGAGUUUACCACGCGCGGACUGGUCAUGAACGGCCGCGUCGUGCCCUCGUCGGUGGCCCAUGGCGGGGUCGAACUGAGCGCCUUUGUGUACACGCCGCGCCCGUUGCUCAACCUCGUCUUGUUGGACGUGAUGGAAUCGACGGCACCGACCAUGCAAUGCCGCGUCGAGGACUUGCUAGGCGAGGAUGCACCUCAAUUCUAUCUCUUGUGCGGCCGCGGGCCAAACUCGACACUGCGCAUUCUUCGACACGGUUUGGAAGUGAGUCAGCUCGCCGCUACCGAGUUGACGGCCAGUCCGGUCGCCAUCUGGUCCGUCAAGCGAUCCAUUCACGACAUCCACGACACGUACUUUAUCGUGUCCUGGGCGAGUGCCACCGUCGUGCUCAGCGUCGGCGAUCAGGUCGCACCCGUGUCGGACAGCGGCCUGCUUCUCACGGUGGGCACCAUUGCAGUCUCGCGCAUCGGUGAGGACGACCUGCUGCAGGUUUACACGGACGGCAUCCGACACAUUCGUGCAGACAGCCGCGUCAACGAGUGGCGCACGCCUGGACGUCGCCAAAUCGUCCGAGCGGCCAUCAACGACCGUCAAGUCGUGAUUGCCCUUGCGGGUGGCGAGCUCGUCUACUUUGAGCUGGACAUUACUGGCCAGCUGAACGAGUUUGCCGAGCGCUUCACCUCCUCGGCCGAAGUCUGCGCUCUGGCCAUUGCGCCAGUGCCAGCCGAUCGCCGCCGUGCGCGGUUUUUGGCGGUGGCUGCGGAAGACAACACGGUGCGCAUCGUUUCGCUCGAGCUGUCCGACACACUGCAGAGUCUCGGUGUGCAGACUGUGGCAGAUCGCGCUUCCUCGCUCUGCUUUGCCGAUCCCUCGCUCGACAACAGCUCGGCAGACUUGGUGCUUGGAGUCGGCUUGCAGAACGGCAUUCUAUUGCGAACAUCGGUCGAACCAUCCUCGGGCAACCUGACGGACACGCGCACUCGCUAUCUUGGCACGCGGCCCGUGAUGCUCUUCCCCAGCAAGGUGCAUGGCGCGGCAGGCUUUUUGGCGCUCUCGUCCCGCCCGUGGAUUUUCUACGUGCAGCAAGGCACGCCGACCUUGACCCCUCUCUCGUACGACGCGCUGGACUGCGCCGCCACCUUCUCCGCUGCCAACUGCCCCAACGGCCUGGUGGCCAUUGCUGGCAACACCCUGCGUGUUUUGAAUUUGCCACGCCUUGGCAGCGUCUUCAACCAGACAUCCAUGCCGCUCAAGUACACUCCUCGACGCUUUAUUGUGGACAGCGAGCACCGGCUUCUCGUCAUUGCCGAGAGCGAUCACAACACGUUCGCUGCUGGGCGAAAGGCUGUCGAGCAAGCGCGAGUCGCCGCGGAAACCAACACCACCCAGGCGGCCAUUGCCGAAUCCUUGCCCGACGCUGUCUUUGGUGCUCCAGCUGCCGGCGCGGCUCGCUGGGGAUCGUGUCUUCGCAUUGUGGACGCCCAGCUGCGCGAGACGCUCGAGUUGAUCGAGCUGGACGAGGACGAGGGUGUUUUCAGCAUGACCUCCUGUUCGUUCCACGGCCACGAAGGCCAAACGUUUUUCAUUGUCGGCACCACCAAGGCGUUGAAUCUCCAAACACGCGCCCACCAAGGCGGCUGUCUUUACACCUAUCGCUUCAAUCCUCAGACCCGCCGGCUGGACUUUGUGCACCGGACGGAGGUCGAGGACGUCCCCGGAGCCAUGUAUCCGUUCCAAGGACGGUUGCUUGUUGGCGUUGGGUCUCUAUUGCGAGUAUACGAUCUCGGCAAACGGAAAUUGCUGCGCAAGUGUGAAAACCGGUCGAUUCCAAACUUUGUUUCGAGCAUUACUACAUCUGGAGGCCGUAUUGUUGUGACUGACGUCCAAGAAUCCUUCCACUUCCUUCGGUACCGACCAAGCGACAACAUGCUGGCCGUGUUUGCCGACGACAGCAAUCCACGCUGGGUCACAAGCAGCACCAUGGUCGACUACGACACUGUUGCCGCAGGCGACAAGUUUGGCAACGUGUUUGUGCUUCGUCUGCCCCAAGAUUUACAAGACGAUCUGGAAGAUGAUCCAACGGGAGGCCGAUUGUUGGGAAGCAGCAAAAACACGUUGAACGGAGCUGCCCAAAAGGCGGAUACGAUCAUCAACUUCCAUGUUGGUGAUACCGUCACCACCAUGCAAAAGACCGCACUGAUUCCCAGCGGUUCAGAAUGCCUUGUGUACACCACGACUUUGGGCGCGAUCGGCGUCCUCAUUCCGUUCACCACACAAUCGGAUAUUGACUUUUUCAAGCAUUUGGAAAUGCACAUGCGUCAAGAAAAUCCACCCAUUUGCGGGCGCGACCAUUUGGCGUUCCGAUCGCACUAUUUCCCCAGCAAGAAUGUUAUCGACGGCGAUCUCUGCGAGCAAUUCAACUCUCUCGACCCGCACAAGAAGCGUCUUAUCGCCGGCGAUUUGGCCGACCGCACUCCAAGUGAAGUCUCCAAGAAACUGGAAGAUUUGCGCACUCGCAGUGCCUUCUAAUCAGAUGGAGAUGGGCAUUGUUUCAAACUUGCUGUUGCCAUCAGUAAACACAAUCGUUUUUGUU
Capsaspora owczarzaki ATCC 30864 is the source of this 3761-nucleotide messenger RNA. Its product is annotated as splicing factor 3B subunit 3. The coding region runs from base 41 to 3697 and encodes 1218 amino acids. Gene Ontology annotation, molecular function: U2 snRNA binding; protein binding. Gene Ontology annotation, biological process: mRNA splicing, via spliceosome. The transcript is spliced from 7 exons. NCBI's taxonomy places the organism in Eukaryota, Filasterea, Ministeriida, Capsasporidae. The record is from RefSeq and is a predicted model, not a curated record. Gene Ontology annotation, cellular component: U2 snRNP; nucleus.